UACUUUGAUCCCAUGUGGAUUAUAAUCUGAUGGACGGAGCGGAUUCCCCAAAGAGGUAGAGUGUUUUACGACUCUUGCCGAUUCCGAUCCACGUGCAUUUGCCUCCGCAGCUUCAAAAAGCAUCCGCUAUAUUCAUUGCAAGUAUCUCUCCCCCCCCCCUCCCUCUCUCAAACCCUAGCUUACUCUAUUUCCUGCCAUUAAUGGCAGUUUCCCCAAAACGAAAGCUGCCUCCAAAUCCCGAAACUGCAAGCAGAACGGUAUGGCUCUAUCUCACCCUCCUCACCAUCCAGUACGGCGUACAGCCUCUCAUCUCCAAGCGCUUCAUCAGGCGAGAAGUCAUUGUGACUUCAUCUGUUUUGGCAUGCGAGGUAGCAAAGGUUAUUUUUGCCCUUAUUCUCUUAGCAAAAGAGGGUAGUUUGGGGAGACUGUACAAAGAGUGGACAUUAGUUGGUUCUUUGACUGCAUCAGGUCUUCCAGCUGCUAUUUAUGCUCUGCAGAAUAGCUUGUUGCAGAUUUCAUACAAAAAUCUAGAUUCACUUACUUUCUCGAUGCUCAACCAGACAAAAUUGCUGUUCACAGCAUUUUUUACGUAUCUUAUGCUGGGGCAGAAGCAAUCAGUUAAACAAAUGGGGGCCCUAUUCUUACUAAUAAUUGCUGCCAUACUUCUAAGCUUUGGAGAAGGUUCUGGCAAGGGUUCUAGUGGCACCAACCCAGAUCAUGUUCUCUUUCAUGGAAUCAUUCCUGUUUUAGUUGCUUCUGUGCUCUCUGGUCUGGCUUCUUCUCUAUGUCAGUGGGCUUCUCAGGUGAAGAAACACAGCUCAUACUUAAUGACUGUGGAAAUGUCUAUAGUUGGAAGCCUGUGCUUAUUGGCAAGUAUGUCUAAGUCUCCUGAUGGAGAAGCCAUCAGACAGCAUGGGUUUUUUCAUGGUUGGACCGCAUUGACUGUGAUACCAGUUUUAAGCAAUUCUAUUGGUGGGAUUCUUGUUGGACUUGUCACAACCCAUGCUGGUGGUGUCCGGAAGGGUUUUGUUAUUGUUUCUGCAUUACUGGUAACUGCCUUGCUGCAAUUUGUUUUCGACGGCAGGCCGCCAUCUUUCUACUGUCUCUUGGCUCUGCCGCUUGUGGUUAGCAGCAUAUCCAUAUACCAGAAAUACCCUUACAGAGUUAAGAAUAAGGAAUCCUGAGUGGCCUAAACCUUCAGGGGAGAAUCUAUUUUGCUCUUGACCCCAUUCGAUAUUGUUUUUUCCUCCAUUAAGUAGCAUACUACUGAUUUGUAAUUGCAUGGGGUUGGAAGCUGUUGUUUGUAAUAUCAUGUUAUCACUUUUUAAUACAGCAAAAGAGAUUGCCUAAAGAUGAGGCAUAUCUCUCUCUCUCUC
This is a messenger RNA of Magnolia sinica, 1376 nucleotides long. RefSeq names its product UDP-N-acetylglucosamine transporter ROCK1. Gene Ontology annotation, biological process: pyrimidine nucleotide-sugar transmembrane transport. The transcript is spliced from 7 exons. Gene Ontology annotation, molecular function: pyrimidine nucleotide-sugar transmembrane transporter activity. NCBI's taxonomy places the organism in Eukaryota, Viridiplantae, Streptophyta, Magnoliopsida, Magnoliales, Magnoliaceae. Gene Ontology annotation, cellular component: Golgi membrane. The record is from RefSeq and is a predicted model, not a curated record. Bases 201 to 1184 code for a protein of 327 amino acids.